ACAGGAUAGACAAUACACGAACAUACACAUCUCUUGCACUCGCUCUCAUAUUGGCUGGAAAUGUCAAAUAAAAAAAGUGUGCUCAGAGCAUAGGUAACUCAUGAUUGGUCUGCGUGUUUUUGUUUUCAGUAAUAGGACAUUUUUGUUGCAAUUCACACACCACGAAUCGUGGUUGAAACGGAGUGAUUAUAGGACACACAGAAGACAAAAAAAAAUUACAUAAAAUUAACGUUGUGCUCAACACGGUGUAAAGUAGUGGUGUGAUAAUGGCGAAAAAUACGUCAUUAGUUUGGCUUGGCUAUGAUGAUGAGCAAAUAACUGAUAAACAAAUUCCAUUUGUUGAUUUUACCACAAACAAAAUUGGUGGAAAGCCCAAUUGGCCAUGUAGUGAAAUUUCGACACCGCCUUGUCCGUUGUGUGGCUUGAUACGACCAUUAGUGCUGCAAAUCUAUGCACCGUUAGAAAAUUCGCAAUUUCAUCGCACAUUUUAUAUAUUUGCAUGUAUGAAUUCGCAAUGCUCAAAUCAAUCAAAAGGUUGGCUGUGCAUACGAACCGAGCAUUUAGAGAAGAUUUUAUCGGAUCGAAAUGGGGCAUUGAAUAAGAAGAAAAAUCAAGCCAGCUCAAUAAAUAUAACGUCAUGGUGCAAUGGUGCGGACGAUUGGGGCGAUGAAUUUGGCGAUGAUGAUACAUUCGAUAAGAACAACAUAAGUAGCAAUCAAAUGCAAUUGGUCGCACAACAGCCACCGCUCGACGACAAUCUGAACGAGCAAAAUGGUAAUACGGUGUGCAAUAAUAUGGUGUUGGCGAAAAAUGAAAAUCGAAACAUGUCCGACGAUGAAGACGAAAGCAAUUCCAUGGACGACCCAAUUCCAAUGUUCAACAAUCUGCAAGUGAUUGAUGAUAAAAAUGCAAACUGUGGCGAGCAACAAGGUGGCGCAAUGGGUUUGCUGAAUUCACCAAGCGCAUCGGCCGAAAUUGAAGGCGAAGAAUCGGAAAUGGUGUGCGUUGACGCGCCCGUUGCACCCGAACGUGAUUUAAUUGCAAUGCUCAAACAAACCAAAGCCAUUCCGCAUGAUAUCAACAAUUUGAUACUGAAAAGUCAUUUUAUCGCUGUGGACGAAGAGAAAAAAUCGUCAAUUGAUCCGAAUAGUACAUUAACCAAUGAUCACAUCCUUGAGCUGUUGCAUAAAUAUCAAGGCGAAGAAGAAAAGCAAAAAGCCAAUCCGAGCAGUCCUUGCAAUUUGGUAACCGGUGGUAUUGUAUCCAUGAAGAGUGAUAACGAUGAGAAAUAUGAAAAAACAAUGCCCGUACAUGGCGAUCUCAUGUUUCACAACUAUUUGGAACGCAUCCAAGAGAAUCCGGGACAAAUCCUUCGAUAUUCGCGUGAUACGUUGCCAUUGCUAAUAUCGCCAUUGGUUGAAGCGUUACCAAAAUGCCAGUAUUGUGGCACCGAAUUGCUGUGUGAAAUUCAAAUUCUACCGACGCUCAUUUCAAAAUUGCAAUUUGUUACCGGUGAACCAUCGCCAAUUGAAUUUGGCAAUGUGCUGGUGUUCACAUGCACAAAAAGUUGCUGGGAUACGCCCGACAAAAUGCGACUCGAACAUGUCAUCGUUCAAAAGGAAAUUUAAAGCGGCUAGCCAAACACGACAUAUAAAAGAAACAAAUACACAUACAUGGUACACCUAUCUUAUUGAUAGCGCAAACGAAAUACCGUGAUGAGAAUGAAAACAGAACAAACAAUUUCUAUUCUAUGCGUCAAUUCACUUUGGAGUUUUAACAUUUGACAACAACAACAAAAAUAUCGUUCCGAUGAUAUAACACAACAACAUCAACAAGAAAACAUAUAAAACUUUCUUCUUUUUUUGUUCGUAUUGUAUAUGAAAAUCCUUUUUUAGCGUGUUUUGCGAUAGAUUCGACUGUCCAAAAGAAAGAAGAUAUAAGUAGAACGUGAUAUAGUAGAUGUAGUUCAUAUUUGAUAUCAGAAAGGGGAAUAUUUAUUUUCUAAGAAAUAUAAGAAAAACUGAUUGAAUAUGACGUUUGUUCAUAUUUGAAAGAUGACGAGAAAGAAAACCAAUUGUGAGUAGGCGAAGAAAAAAAAAAUCAUGCAUUUAUUUUAUAAUGUUGAACUGGCAACGAGGACGAGAUGAACGAAAAGUAAAAGCAGAAGGAAAAAAAAAA
This is a messenger RNA of Sitodiplosis mosellana (orange wheat blossom midge), 2178 nucleotides long. RefSeq names its product programmed cell death protein 2-like (gene trus). Lineage: Eukaryota; Metazoa; Arthropoda; Insecta; Diptera; Cecidomyiidae. The transcript is spliced from 5 exons. Gene Ontology annotation, cellular component: cytoplasm. The record is from RefSeq and is a predicted model, not a curated record. The coding region runs from base 267 to 1628 and encodes 453 amino acids.